Messenger RNA from Gaeumannomyces tritici R3-111a-1, 4897 nucleotides. RefSeq lists its product as hypothetical. NCBI's taxonomy places the organism in Eukaryota, Fungi, Ascomycota, Sordariomycetes, Magnaporthales, Magnaporthaceae. The transcript is spliced from 5 exons. Gene Ontology annotation, molecular function: amine transmembrane transporter activity. Gene Ontology annotation, biological process: amine transport; transmembrane transport. The coding region runs from base 3185 to 4693 and encodes 502 amino acids. The record is from RefSeq and is a predicted model, not a curated record.
CAAGCAUUGAAGAAUCCAUACCGUGCCGUGAGUCGCCAUACUUUGAGGAAAAUUCUUGCUGAACUUCAGCCGGCCCGAAACAGAAGAAAACUAGGACAAUGUGAUGCCUGCCGAGGACGCGUACCAGUAGCGCAUCUCGGCUUCCAGGACAGCGUCCCGCCCACGCAGAUACGGGUUCCCGGGAUCGCAGCAAUCGAGCAGGUCCCAGACCUCGCCGUCGCAGCGCUUGGGCUGGAGCCUCGACGGAAGCUCGAGGCUGAAGCGGCCCGCGACGCCCAGCCGGUCCCCCUCGACCCAGCCGCCCACGAACUCGCCGCGGGCCAGCGCCUCCCUCACGGCGCGGGACUUGGUCAUGAUGGGCCCCGGGUGCCCAGCCACCUCGACGAGGCAGUUGUGCCAGGGCGUCGGCACGUGCAGCAGGUCGACGGAGCGCAUCUCCGCGGCGGCGCCGGCGAGCGAGAGGCGCUCGAGGGCUCGGGCGUGGCGGCCGAGCAGGCGGAUGCCGAACUUGGGCCCGGCGUUGUUGUGCGCGUGGAUGGAGAGGCGGACGUGGUGCGGGAAGAUGAGCUCGACCAGGUUCGAGUAGGCCUCGUUGCGCUGCAGCAUCUCGAACGAGACCCGGGUGGCGAGCUUCUUGAGCUUGCUGCGGCUCAGGUGCGACGCGUACCGGUUGUGGCACAGGUCCUCGGCCAUGAAGCGCGAGAAGCCGCGGUACAGCUUGAGGGCGCUGUGCUCGCCCGACUCGAUGCGCGCCCGCAGCAGGCUGUCGUUGGACCGCCCGGCCUCGAGCAGCAUCCGCCGGCUCAGCUCGGCCGGCGCCGUGCGCUUGGUGGCGAUCUGGGUCUCGAGGACGGGGAGGCGCAGGGACAGCGCGAGCGUGACUUCGGGUGUCGAGUGCGCUAGGUCGAAAAUAUCGACCAGUGACAUGAACCCGACUCGGUCCGCGCCCCGGCGCCGCCUCCCGAUUUCAGUAUUCAGCCUGAUGAUCUCAGCGUUAUACCUGUCGACAACCUCAUCAUCGACGCCGACUGUUUGAUGGGCAGGUCAGCGAGACUUUCUCUUGGACCCGUUGUACUGUCCUCGCCUAUGGCAGAAAAGAAGGAAGAACUUACUGCAAUCGCUGAACACGUGGCCAUCGCUCACAAUCCACAGCUUGGCUCCAGGCUUGUAGACGCCCUCUAUGGCCUCGACAAAGGAGUGGAGAUUUUCAAGUGCGAGCUGCUCGCCCCUAUCCGGGAGCACGCCGGAAACCUUGUCCAGAUUGGAGGAUUUGCAAGGGAAAGCCGGGAGGCAGAACUCGACCCUGGCGCCACGCCGCACAAAGUCGUCGACUCGCUCGCGAAAGUAGUCCCGCCCCGAGACCCUCCACUUAUCCUCGUCGAUGACAUAUCUGAGCGUGGAGUCGAAAAGGUCGACGAUCUUUUCCGUGGCGGCACUGGCUUGGGGCGGCAGGUUGUCCAGGGGCGUCGUGGUGAAGAGCCUGAUGUCCCGCAGAAGCAGCCUGGCGAACACGUCGUCAAAGGCGGCCUCGGAUGCGGAGCAGUUCUGGAAGAUGAGGCCGAGGAUGGCGUCCCCGCCGUCCUCUCCCUCCUCGGUCUCGUAUAUGGCCAGCUCGACCUGCUGGACUGCUUCGACCCUGACGACGAGCUUGCUCCUCGGCGACAGGCCAUGUUUGGUCUUGUUGACGACGGCUUCUCCGAUCCCCGGGCCAUAGAGAUCCUGGGAAAGCGCUUGCUCGUCGGACGAGGACGAGUGCAGCGCCAGCCAGACCUCCUGCCAGUUCCCGCGCACCUUGCGGUGCAAAGGACCAGUGCAGGUAACGAGGGCUCCGCCUCGGGUCCGCACAAAAGCUGCACAAAACCUGUGGUAGGCGCUUGGGCGAGACAUGAUGGUGGGAAAGGCAAUUUUUCCUGAGAAGAGACGAAUGAUGACGGUGAGGCCUGAUGGUGGAGAGAAGGUUUGAGCAAGUUUCCCCAGCCGAUAUUAAAGCGUUGGGUUCCAGGCACCUGGGUCGGGAAGAUGACCAGCGGGCUGUCAGUUUGAGAAGGUAUUUUUGUACAUGGGCCCUGCCCACCCAGCCUCUCGUUCCAUCACACGUACGAUCACAUUCAGCACGCUCUCGUUGACCACAGCUGCCGGGCCGCCAUCAUGUUGGUGUCGCAUUUUGGCACUGUCCCACGUAUCAAGCUCACCUCACUCACAACAACCCCUUCGACAAAUACUGCCGGGAUAGGUUAGGAUUGGCCCCAUUCUCAAUUUCUUUGUUUGGAUCUCGACAGAUAUGCCACGGCCCGAGAAGCCUACCCCCGCCAGUCCAGCUGGUGCUCCUCGACGCCACGCAUGCGGUUUGUACCAUGGAUGCCUUUCCUGGGACCCUGCACGAGCGGUGACGGAAAGGCAUCCUGAUUGUGUGACGAACCGAUGAUGCGAAACCCGAGUGAGCCCGGUGAGGAGCUUCCUUUACCGCCUGCCCAGCGACGGCGAAAGGAGCGAGGAUGUCGGAAAUGUCGGGGCGAAACUGCAAAAAGCCAUCACAUGACGUGAGGACUGUGGUGCGUCCUGCAAGUCCGCGGCUCUGCAGCUGUCUAGCUCGCCUUGGCGCCCAGCGAUACCACCCACCAAACGGCCCUCAACGCGCGAGGUCAGCACGGCCCGAUUAGUUGGAUGGUCAUGGAGGAUUCAUUCGGAGUGUGGUACAAGCGUGGCUUGUUCAUGGCCCUGCCGCGUCUGUGAUUCUGGCCUAAGCGAGGUUGCCUCGCGGCCUCAAAAUCGAGCCCGCAGCCCCUGCAGUGAUACGCGCACGCCUCGGCCAUGGACGGAGGUAUCUAGGGGGAGCCCAGAUGUACAUGCUGGUCGUCGGGUGUACUACAACCAUGUCGGAUGCGGCCUGACACAUCCUCAAGAUGACGGCUGAAGCUCUCACCGAUGCGGCGAUGGAUGCUGUGUGCUCACUCAUCCGGAGCUGUUGUUGAUCUCGACACGCACCGUUGCUUCUGCCAUGCUGCCAUGGACCGACGUCUCGUUGCGGAAAUUGCAUGAGCUUGUCUCGGGCGUUUGUCGCAGAGCCAGAUAAAACACUAAUUUUUGCGUUCUCGUAUCUUCCAACCUGACCGACACCUUGCUCUCUUUCAGUUCCAUCUGCAGUCUCUACUCUCUACCCCUGCGACAGUUCCAUUUCGCCGCAAUGGGCACCACAAGCACACCACCGCCAUCCGACCAUGCCGCGGCCCCGUACUCGGGCUUCUCCCCCGCCCGCAAGCGCUUCAUCAUCGGCGUGGCCAGCGCGGCAGGUCUCCUCGGCCCCAUGGCCGGGGGCAUCUACCUGCCCGGACUCCCGGUGCUGGAGCGCGAGUUCGGCGUCGACGGCGUCGCCAUCAACGCCACCGUCGCCGUCUUCAUGGCCGUCUGCGCCUUCGCCGCCCUGGUCUGGUCGGCCUUUGCCGACUGGAAGGGCAGACGGCCGCUCUACAUCAUCGCGCUCGCAACCUACCUCGGCGCCAACAUCCUCAUGGCUGCUCUGCCUCCAAAUUAUGGCGCCCUGGUCUUCCUCCGAAUGGUGCAGGCCUUUGGAUGUUCUGCCGCUAUCUCUCUGGGAGCUGGAACUGUGGCAGACGUAACUGAGCCGGCCCGCAGGGGCUUCGCCAUGUCCGUAUUUCUGCUAGGACCCAACUUAGGACCGACCUUUGGCCCUUUGCUAGGUGGUGUCAUCACGGGGCAGGCAUCAUGGCGGUGGACGUUUGGAUUCCUAUCAAUCGCGGUUGGCAUCGUAUUGCUCGUCGUAAUAUUUGCCCUCCCCGAGACGCUGCGUUUCCGCGUCGGGGACGGGAGUCUGUACGCCGGCAAGGGCGUGCUGCUCCUGCCACCUCGGCUGGCCUCCCCUCUGGCACCCGAGGCGGAGCGCGGGCCGCGGCCGCCCAAGCCCUCCCUCAAGCUCUUCUGGCGCCUCUUCUGCUACCCGCCCAUCCCAAUCGCGGCGCUGUACACGGCCCUCUUGUUCGCGACCUACUUCUCCAUGGCCGUCGACCUCCCCGACGUGCUGACGGCCAGGUACGGGUGGUCGGUAACUGCCGUGGGCGCAGGCUACGUCGCCAAUGGCGUGUCCAUCACACUGGGCUCCCUGUCCGCCGGGCGCUUCUCCGACUGGCGCCGAGCCCGCACUGCCACGCGGCUUUCCGACGGCCAGGUCCCACCUGAGAGUCGCCUUGUAGACCAGUUUUGGGGCGCUCUCCUGUGCUCGGCCGGCGCUAUCAUGUACGGCUGGUGCGUUGAAAGGACGGUUCAUCCAGCAGCAAUGUUGGUAGCAACAUUUUUCAUCGGGUUGGGCAUGUCUUCUGUCAUGGUCGUCACCUUUGCCUUCUUGACAGAGUGUGCCCCUCAAAGCUCGGCAGCCGCCAUGGCCGUGGAGAGUCUGAUGAGAAACCCGGCCGCUGCCAUCUCCUCGGUGGUCACCCCGGCCCUUUUGCCCCGGAUGGGGUAUGGCUGGUUCUUCACAGGGUUUGCCAUACUGGACUUGGUUGUAUUCGGUGCCGGAGCCCUAGCUCUCGCGCUCCAUGGCCCACGCUGGAGAGAGAAGGCAACGCUUUCUGGGCCUGCAAAGGGGCCUGCUACUCCCGCACCUCAGGAGAAGACCGUAGCCUCUAGUGGAACAUCGACACCCAAAGACGUGGAUGUGGAGCGGGGUACCAAUACUUGAUCAAGUGUGAGAUUAGGAGACCGCACGGCAUCGAAAAUGUCCAAAUGGUCCGCUUGCGAGCUAGUGCUACGCCUCUGGGGUGCCGCAAAAAGAUAAUUUGGUAGCUAAAGGAGUUCGGCAGAUCGAUACAGUCCUCCGCCAAUAUCAAUGAAUCGUGGUUACCACAGUCUACAGUCUACCACUUUGGCCUAUGAGGGUCAGAAG